Molecule: messenger RNA, 726 nt
Organism: Fragaria vesca subsp. vesca
Lineage: Eukaryota; Viridiplantae; Streptophyta; Magnoliopsida; Rosales; Rosaceae
Product: B3 domain-containing protein REM5-like
Exons: 4
Coding region: 1-726 (241 amino acids)
Molecular function (GO): DNA binding
Source: RefSeq, a predicted model, not a curated record
AUGGCUAGUUCAGUACCAGCACCAGCCUUUUUCACGGUCCUUGUUGGUGGUUUUUCUGAGAAAAUGAAAAUACCAAGAGCUUUUGUCAACCACUUCAAUGGACCAGCACUCUGCCAACUUGAAGGCCCUAAUGGAAAUUGCUGGGAUGUAAAAUUGGAAGAGAAAAAUAAUGAUUUUUUCUUCCACAAAGGCUGGAAGAAAUUUGUGAAGGAUAAUUUUUUGGAUGAAGGAGACUUUCUGGUUUUCAAUUAUGAUGGCAAUUCGUGUUUCAAAGUGACAAUCUAUGAUGAAAGUGCAUGUGAAAUGGACAUAGAAGCUGCCAAGACAAAGAGAAGUGGCGGUGCUCAAAGGAGGGAUGACGUUCCGCCUGGGGAGUCAAGAAUCAUUGAGUUCAAAUCAAAGCAUUUUUGCUUCAAGAGAACUAUGGAGAGGCACAGAUUGUAUCAACUGGUCAUUCCUAUAACAAUAGCUAGGGCUAAGCUUGACAUGGGCAGGCAGAUUUUAGAGCUUCGGGAUCCAAAAAACAGACCAUGGCCUGUUACAGUGGCUCCCAUGGAAGAUGGCCGUCUGCUUGUGAACAAAGGCUGGCGUGAUUGUUGCAAGGCGAACCAGGUUAAGGUCGGGCACACCAUCGUUUUGGAGUUUGUCAAGAAACAUGGGAAGCUUCACAUCUUCAGAGAUGAGGGGUGUGAUGUGAUACUCUCCGGUCCUCAUGUUGUAGAUUGA